Messenger RNA from Paracoccidioides brasiliensis Pb18, 435 nucleotides. RefSeq lists its product as uncharacterized. The coding region runs from base 1 to 435 and encodes 144 amino acids. The transcript has 2 exons. The record is from RefSeq and is a predicted model, not a curated record.
AUGGCAGAAAUGCCCAAGCGCAAUGACUCAAUCUGUUGCCUCUUUCCUACGUGCGCUCGUGGUCGAAGGGCCAUUCACCACCACGACACAGCGUUGAGGGGCCGGGUAUCCUGCUUAUUGAUGGAGAUUGAGAGGAUUCAUGGAGACGAACCGCAACUGGGGCACUUUAUGCUGAUGGCAAUCUUGCCGCCAGGCAAUGACCCACAACUGCCGCUUUUCUGGUCUGAUGUUGGAUAUCCGCUGGGCAUAUCAAUCCUGGACGAAGCCAUACAUGCACUAGCAGAUUUCUUUUCUCAGGAGCUGAUGUUAUUGCAUUAUUAUGCGGAGCAUUUAAGGCCGCCUAAUUGCCCAAUUCUGUAUAGAAGACUUCGUCCUGCACGACAAUAUGGUCACUUAGGAUACCCGUCGCAGAAGAAAAAGCCUUCACAGGCUUAG